Nicotiana tabacum (common tobacco) is the source of this 699-nucleotide messenger RNA. RefSeq lists its product as uncharacterized. The record is from RefSeq and is a predicted model, not a curated record. Lineage: Eukaryota; Viridiplantae; Streptophyta; Magnoliopsida; Solanales; Solanaceae.
AUGGGUGAUAAGGUGCGGUGGCCAAAAGAAAUGAGAUCAAAUCCAAAUAGGCGCAAUCCUAAUCACUGGUGCGAAUUUCACAAUGAUCAUGGUCAUAAAACGGCAAAUUGUAGAUUGCUACAAGGUGAAGUUGACCAUCUAUUAAAGCAAGGGUAUCUCACCAAAUUAUUCAGUGAGAAAAGUAAGCAAGCAUACAUGAAGAAAAGUCAGGAGCCCCCUAAACCUCCUUCUCCCAAAAGGACCGUCAAUAGUAUAAGCGGGGGCGAAGAAAUCAAUGGCGUGACAUAUACAGCAGCCAAUAAAAUUUCUAAAGUUACAAUUACCCACGGGAAGCGGGUCCGACAUGUUUUGGAGGAAGAAAGUAGUUCUGUGAACAUUAUUCUGCUAAGAGUACUAAACGAGAUGCAAGCUAAAGAUAAACUAGUACCAAAGGCUCAUACUUUGUCUGGAUUCGACAAUUCAAGAGUUGUGACAAAAGGGGAGCUAACACUUACUACAUUCGCAGAAGAGGUUGUCAAAGAUACGAAAUUUCAGGUGGUAGAGAUGGAAAUGGCUUACAAUAUGAUUCUUGGGAGACCAUGGAUCCAUGAGAUGGAUGUCGUUUCGUCUACCUUACAUCAAGUUAUUAAUUUCCAUCACCAUAGGGAAUAUGUCAAAUCCGUGGGGAUCAACAGACAUCAAGGAGUAUCAACUCUGUAG